AUGGCCAGCGAUGGUGGCGUUUCUUGUCUACGGAGGCCGGAGAUGAUAAACGUCGGCGGCAUCGGAGGAAUGGAAUCUCCUCCUUUGGAUGUAGAUGAAGUUCAUGUCCUAGCCGUCGACGACAGCCUCGUUGAUCGGAUUUUCAUUGAGAGAUUGCUUCGUAUUACCUCCUGCAAAGUCACGGCUGUAGAUAGCGGAUGGCGUGCUCUGGAGUUUCUAGGGAUAGAUAACGAGAAAGCUUCUGCCGAACUCGAUGAAUCGUCGAGUUUCCGACAAGUUCCGGUUGUAAUAAUGUCAUCCGAGAAUGUAAUAACUAGAAUCGACAGAUGUCUUGAGGAAGGUGCGGAGGAUUUUUUACUGAAACCGGUGAAACUCGCCGACGUGAAACGCCUCAGAAACUAUUUAUCCAGAGACGUUAAACUAUCAAACGGAAACAAACGGAAGCUUCCAGAAGAUUCUGUUUCCGUUAACACUUCUCCGCCGUUGACUCUCUCGCCUGAUUCCUCCGACUCCUCUCCGCCGCCGUUGCUUCUCUCGUCUGAUUCGUCGGACGCUUCUUCUCCGCCGUUAUCUCCCGUGGAGAGCUUGUCCUCGCCGCUCUCAUUCCCAUUAGACGAUGAAGAUGACGAUGUGUCGACUGAGUCUUCGCCGACGCCGGAGGAAUCGCCGGUUCGACGGCAGAAGAUGAGGAGUCCCAGUUUGGAUUAG
Eruca vesicaria subsp. sativa (arugula) is the source of this 708-nucleotide messenger RNA. Lineage: Eukaryota; Viridiplantae; Streptophyta; Magnoliopsida; Brassicales; Brassicaceae. The record is from the annotation of a GenBank genome assembly.